CCAUUAAGCCUCACGCACCACAACACCCAGAGAGCAGCUAGCUAUCCAUCAUCGACCAUCCAUCAUCACGCACACACACACGAGGCAGGCAGAGAGAAACAGAGGGCGCGCGCAGAGGAGGAGAUGGUGAAGAUUCCCAGCCCGAGGAGGCUGUUCAGGAGCCGGUCGAGGAGCACGGCGGGCGGCAUCGGCGGGGUGGACAUGUGCGCCAUGGUGGCCGAGCACGAGAGGAUCGAGUGGGAGGUGCGCCCGGGCGGGAUGCUCGUGCAGAAGCGCCGGGGGCCGGACGACGACGCCGUGGUCGAGGCCAUCCUGGUGAAGGUCUGCACCGCCGGCGGCGCGUGGCAGCACGACGUGUCCAUCGACGCCACCGCCACCUUCGGCGACCUCAAGGUGCUGCUGUCGCUGGCCACCGGGCUGUGGCCCAGGGAGCAGCGGCUGCUAUACCGUGGCCGGGAGCGGGACGACGGCGACCACCUGCACAUGGCCGGCGUGCAGGACAAGGACAAGGUGCUGCUCCUGGAGGACCCCGCCGUCACCGAGAGGAAGCUCCGGUCCACCACCCUCGCGCAGCUCAUGGGUGUGCCCUGCCAUUCCUUCAUCCAAGUCUAGCAUAGAACCCACACCCCUCUUGCCGCCGGCCGUUCUCGCGGUUUGUUUGGGCGAUGAUCUGCUAGGUGUGUUAACCGAGUGUUAGCAGCGUUCAUUUCUUUCUUCAGAUUCGGCCGGUUGAAUCGAAACAUGUGCAACGUUAGGAUACAAUACAGUACAGUACAUGUUGUAAAUUACUCUAAUUUGUACUCCCUCCGUUCCUAAAUAUAAGUCUUUUUAGAGAUUUCA
Molecule: messenger RNA, 840 nt
Organism: Triticum aestivum (bread wheat)
Lineage: Eukaryota; Viridiplantae; Streptophyta; Magnoliopsida; Poales; Poaceae
Product: BAG family molecular chaperone regulator 4
Exons: 1
Coding region: 124-612 (162 amino acids)
Molecular function (GO): protein binding
Source: RefSeq, a predicted model, not a curated record